Molecule: messenger RNA, 1122 nt
Organism: Lizanozyma spartinae
Lineage: Eukaryota; Fungi; Ascomycota; Pichiomycetes; Serinales; Debaryomycetaceae
Gene: TRY4
Product: Try4p
Exons: 1
Coding region: 1-1122 (373 amino acids)
Biological process (GO): regulation of transcription by RNA polymerase II
Cellular component (GO): chromatin
Molecular function (GO): RNA polymerase II cis-regulatory region sequence-specific DNA binding; DNA-binding transcription factor activity, RNA polymerase II-specific
Source: RefSeq, a predicted model, not a curated record
AUGAAUCGACCAAACUAUGGCACCAAAACAGCAGGAGGUAACCCUCGUAUCUAUAACUGCCGGGUGUGUGAUAGAGCAUUCACAAGAGAAGAACAUUUGACUCGCCAUACCCAAUCGACCCAUAAUAAACUCAAACCAUUCUGUUGCGGGAUCUGUUCAAGACCAUUCAGUAGAAGAGAUUUACUUCUUCGCCAUGCUAAGAAUUUACACCAGGGUAGUGAAUUGGCUGUAAGCAGAAUCAGAAGACUGUAUAAAAGAGCAGGUCCAGGGGGGGACCCAAUAUCAAAUUCGGGCCCUGAUGCUGGCAUCAUGGGUGAAGAUGAAUCACCAGAAAACUCGCCCUCUUAUGGAUCACCUGCAUCGCCGGAAUUGGGUCCUUCACUCCCAAUGACUACUUCAAGUUCAACGUCUUCCCUAAUACCACAUUUGGCGUAUAAACAAUCCACCUCAGCCUUCCAGUCUUCAGCAUCUACACUUUUAGCAGCUGCUGCAGCUGCUUCAUCCUCCCUUCCAAAAGAUACAGCUAACCCCAUGAAUAAUCCACCUCAAAUGAGAGUUAGAUCGGUGUCAAACCCAACUUCACUGCCACCAUUAAUGGGAAUACCAAUUAAUUCUGUUCAUCGUCGUAUGAGCAACCAAGAGAUUACUACUUUCAGCGAACGUAUUCCUUCAAACAAGUCCAAUAAUUCCAACAACAUCAUUAGUUCCACUUACCCCAUGUACUCGAAAGUACCUACAGUUCACCAUCAUCAUAAUAACAACAAUAUCAAUAACAAGAACAAGAUUAAUAAUAACAGUAAUAAUAUGAUUAGUAAUAAUCAUCAUCAUAACAUGCAUAUGCAACUUUCCAACUCGUUUUCGUCUGCUACAAUCCCACCAUUAUACCCUUCAACAUACACAACGGCUCCACCCCUUAUGUCUCCGGUAAUGCCAUCUACACUUCCCAGUAUAAAUUCACACACAAAACUUCCAGAUCCUAGCGAGGCUUCACCUCAAACUGGUCUUGGAGCUACCACUGUUCCGUCUCCCAUAGAAGAAGACGGAGCAGAAGCGAUGAAUUCAACCCCCACCAAAAAGGGGAAAAAGAAACAGAAGAUGUCAGUGCAAAUGUUAGUUAGUUAA